AUGCAGGCGAUGACAUUCUGCAAGGAGUGCAACUUCAUGUUGCACCCUCGCGAGAACAAGGAAGAGGAACGGCUGGAAUACGUGUGUCUCAACUGCGGACAGUACAGCGAGACGCCGGACACUUCGUGCGUCUUUCGCCGCGUGCUGCAGCACAGCGAGCAAGAGCGGACGCAGAUCCUGCAAGAGGGCGCGGUGGCGGACCCGACGCUGCCGCGCACCAGGAGCGUCCGCUGUCCGAAACCCGAGUGCGGACACCGCGAGGCGGUCUUCUUCCGCGUGGGCGCUGUCGAUCCUUUGGAAGCCGUUUCGCCCAUUCCUUCUGGUCGUUUGCUUAUCUUCAAAUUCGCCGCUUCUUGUGAGAGGGUCGCUCAGUAUGCGAGGAAGACGUAA
Messenger RNA from Klebsormidium nitens, 390 nucleotides. Lineage: Eukaryota; Viridiplantae; Streptophyta; Klebsormidiophyceae; Klebsormidiales; Klebsormidiaceae. The record is from the annotation of a GenBank genome assembly.